Molecule: messenger RNA, 573 nt
Organism: Camellia sinensis
Lineage: Eukaryota; Viridiplantae; Streptophyta; Magnoliopsida; Ericales; Theaceae
Source: RefSeq, a predicted model, not a curated record
CACCUCGAAAAGCCCUCCGCCUACGAUGUCGGCAUCGUCGCCAGCAAGAAACACUCUGAGCCCCUUCCACGGAUUUGAUUUUCUUUGGAUGUCAUUGAAGCUAGGGAUUUUGAAUACAAGGCAUGGGCUCAUGUUCAAACCUUCUCUUGAUGAGCAAACUCUGGAAUUGCAGGUUAAAACAUCAAUUGGAGUUGAGGCCAUCUCCCAGCAAAGGCUAGCCUCUGCAGAAGCUAAGAUUACUGACUUGAGACAGAAAUUGGAAGCUUCUAAAAGGGAAAAGUCCGGGCUUUCAGGUAUCCAUAAAUCCAAACAUGAGGAAAAUGAAGCCUACAUAUCUGAAAUAGAGACCAUUGGUCAGGCAUAUGAUGAUAUGCAAGCUCAAAACCAGCAGCUCCUGUAGCAAAUUACAGAGAGAGAUGAUUAUAACAUCAAGGUUAUUAUUUGUACCACCGUUGCUCACCGUUUAUUCAAGUUCCCAAAAUGGUUUUACUUGCUUUCAUAUAGCAUGCAUUUGAGACCUCCUUGAUUUUGUAGGUGAUUAUUUAUUUGUUUAUAUAGAAGUUAGAGAUUUUA